Molecule: messenger RNA, 1825 nt
Organism: Haliotis rubra (blacklip abalone)
Lineage: Eukaryota; Metazoa; Mollusca; Gastropoda; Lepetellida; Haliotidae
Product: glycoprotein 3-alpha-L-fucosyltransferase A-like
Exons: 3
Coding region: 300-1469 (389 amino acids)
Cellular component (GO): membrane
Molecular function (GO): alpha-(1->3)-fucosyltransferase activity
Source: RefSeq, a predicted model, not a curated record
AAACACUGUCAUAUCACAUCACUUCCUACAACCCGGCUCCUUGACACACUUCACCACCGUCCACGCUUGUCGAAGAACGAUAUAUCCGGGCUAUCUAGAGGUCAAUGGAGUGGAUAUCCCGUGAGAGGGAAAGGAAGCAUUGUACAAACAGAAGAGGGGAACCUGGAUGUACUGCAAGACAUUUUGCAAAUAGAUCGGAGGAGGCGACAAUUAGAAGCAGAAAAGAUGUCAUGCAGAUAAAUAUUUGUUAUUGAUAUCGACUGAUAUUCUUUGUCCAACUACAUACAGCUUCGGCCACUAUGACUUACAAGUACAAAAUAUGUUUCGUCACAUGCCUGGUGACAUCUCUUGCUGCUGUAGCUAUCUACCUGCCAAGUACUGGAUUACUGGAUGUGCUUCCAUUGCAAACGUCCAGUUCAACAACACUGAACACAAGACAACUGUCCCUCCUCGAAGUGUCCCUAAAGCAUCCCCUCGUGCUUCAUAGACGGAGUGUGAACAUUACUUCAGCAGGUUACGAAACGCGGAAACGUAUUGUGUGGAUGAACGUUCCACCUUGGUACAAGACUGUAAACUCAUUCGACCACUGUUGCAUUCGUUCGUGUGAAAUAAGUUCGAACGAGGCACACAUUUCAUCUGCUGAUGCCGUGAUUGUCAAUGGCGUUACGUUGCCUUCAUCAAAACACCCAAACACCAACAUGAACCAGGUGUGGAUUAUGUAUGGGUGGGAAGCACCUCUUCACUAUCAUUCAAACACGAUUUUCCGUUCUGACUGGAAUGGACGUUUUAACUGGACAUUGACGUACCGCCUGGAUUCGGAUAUACCCUUUCCUUACAAUAGGAUCUUGUAUACAGGAGGCACUGUGAAUAUAAGUGAUGUUUUGAGACGAAAAAGCCGAUCAAUAGCUUGGUUUGUAAGUAACUGUGGUACACCGUCAAAGAGGGAAGUGUAUGUGAAGGAACUGCAAAAGCAUAUUGAUGUUGACAUCUAUGGUGCCUGCAGACAUAACAAGAGUUUUGACUGCCCUAAAGAAAGGUCCUUUGAGUGUUUGGGCCUGUUAAACACAACGUAUAGGUUUUACCUUUCGUUUGAAAAUUCCCUUUGUAAAGACUAUAUCACAGAAAAGUUCUACAACACGUUCAUGACUUCAGCUAUUCCCAUCGUUCGUGGAGGCGCUAACUAUACACGUCUUUUGCCAGAAGGAACAUUCAUCAACACGGCAUCAUUUGACAGUCCCAAGAGUUUGGCAAAUUAUAUCAAAUAUUUGGAGAGAAACGAGACAGCUAUGGGGGAUAUUCUGCAAAAGAAGCACAAGUAUGCAUACAUUAAUUCAGAAAGUACGGACUUUGAUUGGAGAUGUCAGCUGUGUGCCAAGUUACAUGGUAAUAUUACAAGAACGCAUUACAUUGAUAUGAAAGAGUGGUUAAAAACUGGAAAAUGCCAAGAAGAGCCAAAAGAUCUGCCGUAAUGUUUGGUGUUGUUCGAAACCUGUCCUAAUCGUAAUAUAUCAUAACGGGAAAUGUAAAAGAAAGGUUUUUGUUCCCAGUUACUUCUUGGAACACAGUUACAGUGAGCGAGUGGAUGAGUGCACACGUGUUAACAAUAUUCCAGCAAUAUAAGGGCGGGGACACCAGAAAUAGGCUUCACGCAUUGUACCCAUGUGGGCAACUGGACAUGGGUCUACUGACGGGCAAUCGCGUGUACCACAAGGCUUCACUAAACCACAUGACACGCCCUCUACAUACACGCUCUCACCUACACACAGAGAUAAGCGUCUUUUACGCCACCCUCACUACACAUACACGUUACAUACAUCAACCACAA